Exophiala aquamarina CBS 119918 is the source of this 966-nucleotide messenger RNA. Its product is annotated as 3-oxoacyl-[acyl-carrier protein] reductase. Lineage: Eukaryota; Fungi; Ascomycota; Eurotiomycetes; Chaetothyriales; Herpotrichiellaceae. The transcript has 2 exons. The record is from RefSeq and is a predicted model, not a curated record. Gene Ontology annotation, molecular function: oxidoreductase activity, acting on the CH-OH group of donors, NAD or NADP as acceptor. The coding region runs from base 1 to 966 and encodes 321 amino acids.
AUGGCACAGCGACCUUCCUCUAGCAGAAGAACAUUCUCGUCUACCAACGUGCCGCGCGACGUAGCAUACCGCCCACACGAGGGCAAGUUGGGCAUAGUUACCGGAGGAUCAAGAGGCAUCGGUGCAGCAACAGCCCGCAAUCUGGCUGCCAAAGGGUGUAAUUUGCUCCUGGUCUACACCUCCGACUCUUCUACGGAACCAACCAUAGAUCUCUGCGGAAAACUUUCCAGCCAGCACGAUAUCCUCGCCGUCCCAGUCCAGGCCGAUCUCGCAGAUCCAACACGGAGCGUGCCUCAUAUCCUCUCCACCGCCCAAAACCAUUUCUCUCACCCCCGCACUGGGUCGUUCCAGGUGGACAUCAUCAUCAAUAAUGCAGGUAUCGCUGGCAACAAAUUGCUGAACGACCCUGAUCUAGGCCCAAUUGAAGAGACGCAAUUUCACCGACAAUACAAUGUGAAUGUCUUAGCUCCUUUGCUGCUGGUCCAGGCAUUUCAACCCCAUCUACCGAAGGAUAGGUCCGGUAGGAUUGUCAAUGUGUCGAGUGUGUCGGCUGCAUUUGGCUGUGAAUCGCAGUCUAUAUAUGCGGGAACCAAGGCCGCACUCGAGGGCAUGACUCGAGUUUGGGCACGAGAACUGGCGGAAAAUGCCACCGUCAAUGCAGUCAACCCAGGUCCAGUAUGGGGUGACAUGUAUUCUGAGGCCGGCGAGAAGUUUUGGAAGACCAACCAGAAAUAUGUGGAUGCUGCUCCUUUAAUGAACUAUACCGGUGACGAUGCCACACGAGCGCGAGCGGGCGGGGAUCCUCAGGAGUAUGACGAUAUUGUGACCAAGGGCAUGGGUGGGAAGAGACCUGGAUUUACGGAUGAAAUUGCAGGUGUCAUAGGAAUGCUCUGCUCAGAAGAGAGUGGGUGGACUACAGGAAGUAUUAUUUGUGCUAACGGUGGCAUGAAGAUGUCGAUAGCAUGA